AGUGCUUUUUUGAAUUAUCCGAAUGGCCUUUCCGGCGGUGCUAGAUGGUCCAGUCCACUGCAACCAAACUGCGGUUUAACCCUUAACUCCGAAAAGCAAGUCAGCAGGAAAAUGUCAUCUAUUCUUGGCCUGCGGCAAAGCAGCACCAGGGAUAUUGGCGAAAUAAUCCUUUUAAAAGAACACGGCCCUUCCGCCCAUUCCCCUUCACGUUCACCCCCAUUUUUUAAUAUUCCCCCAGUUUGUCUUAUUCACGUCGCGGUCAUGACUAUUUCAUCGACUCUUGUGAUCCGUCAAAUCGAACGGCCACCGCACUUGACCGUCGCCGAGUUCGCAUACGGAUACAUUCCGUCAGAGUCCAUUGCGAUCAUCUUCAUCGCAUUAUUUGGAGUCAGCACAGCUCUUCACACCGCCCAAGCUGUCUACUUCCGCCUGUGGUGGCUGCUACCCACGGCCGUCCUCUGCGGCAUCGGCGAGAUUAUUGGGUGGGGUGCCCGCCUUUGGAGUGCAACAUCACCAAAUGCGACCGAGCCAUUUAGGAUGCAGAUAUCGGCAACAAUCAUCGCUCCGACUCCAUUGCUGGCCGCGAGUUUCAUAAUAUUCUCGCAAGUCAUCGUGCAGCUGGGACCUGCCUAUUCUUUGAUCCCCCCUCGCUGGUAUGCCUGGGUUUUCGUCCCGUGCGACGCCGUCGCUCUCGUUGUUCAAGGUGUCGGAGGUGGCAUUGCUGCUGCAGCGCAGGACCGCGUCGCUGCUCAACGCGGCGCAAACAUCAUGCUCGGCGGUAUUGGCUUCCAGUUUGCCGUCAUCGUCCUUUUCAGCCUUCUUGCAGCCGACUUCGUCGUGCGGUACCUGUGCAACGCGCCAUGGCGGUCUACAGCUCUCCCGGGUGGCAUCUCUAAUAGCCCGACGCGGGGCCCGCUUACCCGCCGUCUGGCCGCCGUCCUCGCCGCCCUCGGAUUUUCGACCACUGUCCUGUUUAUCCGCUCGGUCUACCGCAUGAUCGAGCUCGCCGGCGGCUGGCACGGCCGCGUCAUCCGCACCGAGCUCUACUUCAACGUCCUCGACGGCGCCAUGAUCGUGCUCGCCAUAUUCACGUGGAAUUUCGUCCAUCCCGGCUGGUUCUUAUCGGGGUCGCUUGCCGCCGGGGGAGACGGGCGCCGGUCGAAUGAGCAUAAGGGACUGGUCAUGGCGAUGCGCUCGGACACCAAGGCGGACGACGCGGACUGCGAGAGCCACUGGCAUCACUAG
Mycena indigotica is the source of this 1245-nucleotide messenger RNA. RefSeq lists its product as uncharacterized. The coding region runs from base 112 to 1245 and encodes 377 amino acids. Lineage: Eukaryota; Fungi; Basidiomycota; Agaricomycetes; Agaricales; Mycenaceae. The transcript is spliced from 6 exons. Gene Ontology annotation, cellular component: fungal-type vacuole; plasma membrane. The record is from RefSeq and is a predicted model, not a curated record.